UGCAGCGUGCAUCGUUACAAUCAGAAAGUGAUUAGAAACCCCGUAGCGGAAGCAAAACGUGUGCCCUUCACUGACUGUAUCUAGUGGCAGUGUUGUGUUUGUUAUCAACUUGCUUAAUCAGCAGUGCCUCGACAUAGUAGGCAGGCGGUGGAGAUUAUCGGACAACCAUUUUGAACCCCUUUGUUGUGCGUGAAUGUUUAUGUUUCGGUCGGGGUAGCAAUGUAGUGUGUGAUGCUCCUUUGCAAUCGAUCCGUUUGAUGACUCAACAUCGUCCCGACACGGCACCAGGAAACGCCAGUAGUAAUCGGAUCACCGUGUGACAAACGCAUUCACGACCGAACAGUAAUGGAUUAUGCAACGAACUCCCGGCCCCUGCUGCAGGACACCGACGAUCGGGAAACGGACAGCGACGCGUUCCUGGACAAUGCCUAUGCGGGCUCUAUCAACGCCUCCAGCAGCAACAUUCCCGACGCUGCGAGAGAGCACGCCACGGAGACGCGCAUCGUCGGAUCCGGCCAACAGCUUCGAGUUGCCCCGUCCGACAAGUAUAACUAUACCUACUUAGUAUUCUACCUGAUGGGCAUGACGACGAUGGUACCAUGGAACUUUUUCGUUACGGCCGAAGACUACUGGCAGUAUAAGUUCCGGAAUGUGACCACGAACAACACGUCCCAGUUGACGCCGCGUCAGUUGGAGUUUCAGUCGGACUUGAGUAUAGCCGCGUCGGUGCCGGGAGUGAUCUUUCUCAUUCUGAACGCUUCCGUCGGCCACAAGAUACCUUUGCAUUUCCGGAUGAUUGGAUCCCUUGUCAUGAUGCUACUCAUCAUGAUCGGCACGACCGCUCUGGUGCGCGUCAAUACCGACCAGUGGCAAGAUGAAUUCUUCCACCUUACGAUGCUGACUGUCGUCGUCAUUAACAGUUUCUCGGCCAUCCUCACCGGAGGUCUGUUCGGUAUUGCCGGUCAGUUUAGUGCCAACUACAUGACGGCCGCCGUAAGCGGCCAAGCGCUGGGUGGCAUCUUUUCCGCCCUUGCCAACAUCAUAACCCUCAUCUACGCCUCAAAUCCCUCCACGACGGCGUUUGUUUUCUUCACCGUCGGAUGUCUGGUGCUGCUGUUCUCCCUCGUGGCCUACAUCGUCAUGUCACGGACGUUGUUUUUCAAGUAUUACAGCUGCACGAAGACGCUCAUGAAGAGCUCGCUGGAGGCCGAUCCGGCCGCGAGGGAUCUUUGUCCACGCGCGGAACCACGCGUUUUUACCAUACUAGGGAAGAUCUGGCUCUAUGGAUUCGUCGAAUGGCUGAUCUUCGUUACGACCCUAUCGAUCUAUCCGGCCGUCACGGUGCUCGUCGGGUCGCAGAACCAUGGGCGACCGUGGAAUGACGUGUAUUUCCUGCCUGUCGUAAACUAUCUGCUGUUCAACACCGGCGACUAUCUUGGGCGAGUUUUUGCCGGAAUGUUCGAGUGGCCCUGGAACAAUCCCAUCCUGAUCGGUGUACUUACGAUCGCCCGGAUAGCCUUCGUGCCGGCGAUGCUGCUGUGUAACAUUACGCAGCACCACAACUUCCCGGUGCUCAUCCAUUCCGACUACAUGUUCAUCGUGCUGAUGGCCGCGUUCGCCCUGUCGAACGGGUACCUCGCAAACAUCGCCCUGAUCGGGGCCCCGCGAGUCGUCGAGGCGCACGAGAAGGAGAUGGCCUCGUCGAUGAUGGCCGCAUUCCUCGGUAUCGGACUGGCGUGCGGGUCCGCCAUCAGUCUGAUGAUAAUCGAAAUGAUCAAGUGAUACAACUUUCCGGAGCGGACCGUUUAGGAAACCGGGCGGUCGCACUCCAUUCGUUCAUAGACCAAAUACAUCUACUAUAUAUAAUUAUACAAAUAAUAAUCUAUUUACAAACGCAAACGAAAAGACAGAAAAGGUUUAGCGGCGGUUCCGGGCAUGCUGUUUUUUGGGCCCGCUGCCACAACGAAGCAAGAAACCCACGUGAAAAGAAAACAAACCAACGUCUCGCGUCGAUAUUAUGUUAGUUGUAAUUGUUAUCACACUCGCCAUUAUCAACUCUUGUUAGACAUUCGGGGGCGGUGAAAGUGAAAGAUAUUUCUUGUUCUUUUUUUGUAUUUCCCGUUGUUAGUAGUGUGAAAGCAGAAGGGAUGACAGAUUUACAUACAGGGUGACUUUAUUUUUCAACCUUUAACUAGCGUUUAGAGAGGGUGAGAAUAGCGAAAACGUGCACCAAUAUGGUGACAAGAACGAGAAGACGACGAAGAAAAACUGUCCAAUAUCGGUAGGAAUAAAAAAUAAUGUCUAAUGAUAUACACAUGCGUACCAUGUAAGGACUCCUAUUGAAGCGAUUCUCAAGAAGUGCAUUGAAGCAAACUGACGCCACUAGCAAGUAAAAUGGGACUGUUAAAAUUUAGCAUCUUUUUUCGUUUGUAGUAGGCUGUUCUUCACUGGAAGAAAACGAUUUCAAAUGUUCGCGUUGGCAUAGAGUAUAAUAAUAGCGCAAAGCUUUUAUUUAAUUAAACUUUCUGGGGAACAGGGCAUGAUAGCUAAUAUAAAUUUAAUUUAUUCAAAUUCUCAGUCUUUGGAACAUGAAAUCAAAAUUGAUUACGUAUAAUUAACUUUACCCUAGUGAAGUCAAGUCUAAUUUUCGACUGUCCCAUUUUGCUUCAUAGCGACCAAUUUAUCUAUUGAAAGGGGAGUAAAACAAAAUACAGGCAAUAUUUACAUAAUCAAACCUGGAGGAAAUAAAAGUAAUCCAAUAAAAUAAAUCGUGGUUCAAAAACCGC
Molecule: messenger RNA, 2786 nt
Organism: Anopheles coustani
Lineage: Eukaryota; Metazoa; Arthropoda; Insecta; Diptera; Culicidae
Gene: Ent1
Product: equilibrative nucleoside transporter 2
Exons: 3
Coding region: 346-1782 (478 amino acids)
Biological process (GO): nucleoside transmembrane transport
Cellular component (GO): plasma membrane
Molecular function (GO): nucleoside transmembrane transporter activity
Source: RefSeq, a predicted model, not a curated record